This is a messenger RNA of Oenanthe melanoleuca, 1994 nucleotides long. RefSeq names its product UDP-galactose-4-epimerase (gene GALE). Gene Ontology annotation, molecular function: UDP-glucose 4-epimerase activity. Gene Ontology annotation, cellular component: cytosol. Bases 63 to 1178 code for a protein of 371 amino acids. Gene Ontology annotation, biological process: beta-D-galactose catabolic process via UDP-galactose, Leloir pathway. The transcript is spliced from 10 exons. Lineage: Eukaryota; Metazoa; Chordata; Aves; Passeriformes; Muscicapidae. The record is from RefSeq and is a predicted model, not a curated record.
CGGCCUUAAAGGGGCCGCGCCCCGCGCGGGGCUGAGCGGGAGCGGCGGCAGCGGCGGGAACCAUGGCAGAGAAGAUCCUGGUGACGGGCGGCGCCGGCUACAUCGGCAGCCACUGCGUGCUGGAGCUGCUGCAGGCGGGAUUCGUGCCCGUGGUCAUCGACAACUUCCACAACGCCAUCCGAGGCUCCGAGCAGCUCCCCGAGAGCCUCCGGCGGGUGCAGGAGAUCGCGCAGCGGCCCGUGCUCUUCCAGGAGCUCGACAUCACGGACGAGGCGGCGCUGCAGGAGCUCUUCAGCAAGCACCGUUUCUCGGCCGUCAUGCACUUUGCGGGGCUGAAGGCUGUGGGGGAGUCAGUGCAGAAGCCUCUGGAAUAUUACAGAGUGAACCUCACCGGGACCAUCCGGCUGCUGGAGACCAUGAAGGCCCACGGCGUGAGGAACAUCGUGUUCAGCAGCUCUGCCACCGUCUACGGGGACCCCAAGUACCUCCCCCUGGACGAGAAACACCCGGUUGGGGGCUGCACCAACCCCUACGGCAAAUCCAAGUUCUUCAUCGAGGAGAUGAUCCGGGACCUCUGCAGAGCAGAGAGGGACUGGAACGCUGUCCUGCUGCGUUACUUCAACCCCAUCGGCGCCCACGAGUCGGGGAUGAUCGGAGAGGAUCCUCAGGGCAUCCCCAACAACCUCAUGCCCUACGUGGCUCAGGUGGCAGUGGGACGCCGGGAAUUCCUCAGCGUCUUUGGGAACGACUACAAGACAGACGAUGGAACAGGAGUCAGGGAUUACAUCCACGUCGUGGACCUGGCCAAGGGCCACAUCGCUGCUCUGAAGAAGCUCAAGGAGAACUGUGGCUGCAAGAUCUACAACCUGGGCACAGGCACCGGCUACUCGGUGCUGCAGAUGGUCCGGGCCAUGGAGAAAGCCUCGGGCAGGGAGGUGAGGGCAGCCUGCAGGUCACAGGCACAGGGCAGCUGCUCCCCCCAGCAGCCCUGGCACCGUCCCCUCAGCCCUGCGGGCGCGAGGGAGACGUGGCCUCCUGCUACGCUGACCCCGCGCUGGCCGAGCGGGAGCUGGGCUGGAAAGCCGCCUUUGGCCUGGACAAGAUGUGUGAGGACCUGUGGCGCUGGCAGCUGCAGAACCCCACGGGCUUCAGCAAGAACUGAGCUGAGGCUGCUCUGAGCCAGCCCUGCCUUCUUCCCCAGGAGCUGUCACCGUCCUGGGAGAGCAGUUCCAGCUCCCCCUCCUGCCUGUGGCAUGGGCAGGAAGGCUGGAGCAUCCUCAGCCUCCCCACUCCUCAUCCUCAUCCCCCAGGUCUUUGCAUCUCAGAGAGAUGCACAGCAGAGAACAGAGGCAGGGCCUGGCUUGGCCCCCCAGGCGAUGCCCGGGGGCUGCAGCCAGCCCAGGCUGGGAGCAGCUGCUCCUCCCUGUGCCCUGGGCAUCCAGCACUGGCACAUCUGAGUCCUGCUGAGCCCAAAGUGCAGCAGAGCCCCCAUUCCCUCCUGCCCCACCUGGCUCAGGGGGAGCCCAAGGCACCUCUGCCCUGGCACAGAGGGCACCAGGGACCUCCCACAGGGACCUCCCACAGGGACCAGUCACAUUCCAGGGCCACCACGGCUCAUUUCCUCAGCCCAGGGCUUCCUCCACUCCCCUUUUCCCUGCCCCCAUGGUUUUGGGGACCAAAUCUCAUCUCCCCCCUCUCCUGCUGAGCCAGAGGAGCCCCUGCCCGGGCUGUGCCAGCCUGGCCUGGCUGCCCACAGCCCCUCAGUGCUUCUGUGGCAGCCACUCCCCAAAGCCCAUUGCCAAAGGCUGCCCAGGAGCUGGCUCUGCCCCCCUGGCCCACACUGCUCCUUUUUAUUGCUGGCAGCUCCCAGGGCUCCAGGGGGCAGGGAUGACGCAGUCAGCCCCGUGUGCUGGCAGCUGGAUGAAUAACUUAUGCUCCUAAAUUAUGAAUCGAGCUUUUGAUUUGUUUUUAAAAUAAACUUUCCUACUUUCUAA